Messenger RNA from Didymodactylos carnosus, 2529 nucleotides. Lineage: Eukaryota; Metazoa; Rotifera; Eurotatoria; Philodinida; Philodinidae. The record is from the annotation of a GenBank genome assembly.
AUGCAAAAUUGUCUCGUUGUUUUUCUAUUAAUAUGGUUUUUAACAAUUGAUGCAAAUCAGAUAAAUUUAAAACAGCCUUAUUGUCGAGAUUUACGAGAUUGUCAAACAUAUUUUCCUUGUUCAGUUUUUUCAAAUGGUUUCAGUUAUUUUUAUGUCAUUAAAAGAUGUUCAAAUACGAUGAUAUUUGAUGAAAAACAACAACAAUGCGUUCAAAAUACAUACGUUGAUCGUACAUGUCCGUCAAAAGUCAUUGUUGUUCCAUCUAAACACAGUCAAAUACCUUUUCCUCUAUCGACCCUGUCAACAUCCAGAAAUACUUUGAAAAAAAAUCGAAUGAAACCUUCUAAUAUUAUUAAACCAAAAGCAAAUAAUAGUAGUAGUUUAAGAAAAAUGAUGGAACGUAGUAACAACAAAACAUCAUUAAUAAAAACGAAACUACAGAGAUUAGGAAAGAAAAAUCGAACCAUUUUGUCAAAGCAAAUCAUGUUUGAAAGGAAAAGUCUUCGAGAAACUGCUGCUGAAAUGAUAGAGGAAAGCCAAGCUGGUGGUAGCGAUGAAAGUGAGACAACAACAAAAAAUGAAGAUAGUGAAGAGGAUAUUAUACAACUAUCAGAUACUACUCGAACGCAACACGUUUCACACAAUGACAAUAAGAUGUUACGAGUUUGCUAUAUUACAAAUUGGUCUCGUUAUCGAACAGGCGAUGCUAAAUUUGAAAUUGAGUUUAUUGAUCCAUUUCUAUGUACUCAUAUAGUGUAUGCCUACGCAACAGUUGAUCAAGAAAAACCAGAAAUUAUUCCAAUUCAAAAUGAUGAUCGUGAACACUAUCGAGAACUUGGAUUAUUGAAGAAACAAAAUCCAAAUUUAAAAACAUCGAUACGAUUGGGUGGUAAAAGUGGACAAUAUACACGUUACUUAAAAAGAUCGAAUACGGCAACACAAUUGGUGAGAAGUAUUAUAUGGUUUAUGGCUACCUACGGUUUUGAUGGUGUUGAUAUAGCCAUGGAAUUUCCCGAUGAUGAUGUACCAGAAGACAAAGCUGCUUUAGUAACUUUACUUGAGGAAAUUGCAAAACAAAAACGAUUGAUGUCUUCUCAUUCAUUUGUUUCACUUACGGCUGCUCCGUUUGUCGACCAUUUACACAAAGCAUACGAUGUAAAAAAGAUUGAAAAACUUGUUAACUAUGUGAAUCUUAUGACAUUUGAUUUUUAUGGACCAUGGGAUGAUAAGACGGGAGUAUUUGCACCACUAUAUCAUCAGCCUUAUCAAAUGGAAAUUGAAGCACUUCGAAAUGUGGAUGGUCUGGUAAAAUUGUGGAUUAGCCUUGGUGUACCGAGAUCAAAAAUCAUUAUUGGCAUACCAGCUUAUGGAAGAUCAUUUACAUUGAGAAAUGGUGAAAAUGGAUUGCAUGCACCAGUGGACGGUCCCGGCUAUCCAGGACGUUAUACAAAAACACGAGGCUUUCUGGCGUAUUAUGAGAUAUGUGAAAAAGGACAAGCUCAAAACUGGCAACGUGUAUGGCUUGAAUCAGAAAAAUCUUGGUAUAUGACAAAUUCUGAUCAAUGGAUUUCGUAUGAGGAUGUGGAUUCGGCUGCUCUUAAAGCAGAAUAUGCAAAAGUCGAACAAUUAGGAGGUGUGUUUGUGUGGAGUAUUGAUAAUGACGAAUUUUCUGGAUUUUUCUGUAAUACCGAACCAUUUCCUAUAACUCGUCAGGUCUUUUCUACACUAAAUUUACCCAUAGCAACUACUGUUCUUACAACACAAAUAACUUAUCCUCCUCAGCCACCAUCAUCUGUCACUCAGACUGUUCGUUUUCUUAACGUGAUUCCGUUAGCAAGCCGAGCACCAUUAGUCAAUCGAAAUCUUCCGCCAAACAGUUUACCUAAUUUACAGUUGUUAUUGAAUGCCUUGAAAACUUUAACAGCAACCGCACAACCAAAUCAUCAUCCAGCACCGCUCGCUCAUCAAACGUAUAAUGCGGACUAUAUUUGUGGACGUCAUCGGGGUGGUAUUUAUCGUGAUCGAACUAAUUGUUCAAUGUUUUAUUUUUGUGAGGGUACAGAUCGUUCAACAUUGAGAUAUCACAUUUUCUUCUGUCCACAAGGAUUAGAAUUUAGUAUGGAUACAUGUACCUGUGAUUGGCCAAAUAAUAGGCCUUGUGUGACAUCUACCGAAACAUUUUGUGCUGAUCAUUCAGGUCCAUCAGCUCUCGUCACAACUACAACAACAUCAGUACCAAUAAUAAGUGGAUUAAGUGGUUUAGGAAAAUUGUUGCAAGUGUCAGCUGUGCCACAAAUUCUACCAAUAUCGACCUCAUUCGAUUGUAACAGAAAACGUCCAGGUUUAUAUCGUGAUUAUUAUGAUUGUACUAAAUUCUAUUAUUGUGCAAUGGCACAAGAUGGAUCAUUGUUUAGAUACGAUUUUGCUUGUCCGUCAAAUUAUGCAUUUAGUAUGACAAGUUGUCGAUGUGAAUGGACUGAAAGUACUUGUACAACAUUAACAAAUACCGAUUGUCUACUGUUAUCAUAA